AUUAUCGUCCUUCCGUACCGACACUUCUCGGAGUCACUUCGACGAAACCUCCAGCAACUUUUUGUAAACUCAUAAAUUUUAUACAAAGCUGUACUGACUGAAUAAUAAUAGCGUGGGUCAAAAGGGAGGAAUUUUCAUAAAUAAGGGGUUAACUGCAAACUAUGGCGUCCUCCUUUUUGCCCAACAAUUUUGUUUUUUUUUUAUCUAUCGUCUGAAGGUGUCUUAGAAGUUACUUUUCGCAAUCGUGACCCUUUUGUUUUUUCUUUAAUGGGUUCUAUAGCCUUUCAGUCGCGUAUCACGAUAUAUGUUUAUUUUGUUUUUGUCGACGGUCAAACAAUUUAAUCGAUAGGUAGAAUAAGUAUUGUAAGGAAAAUGUAGUAUUUGUUAAGUUAUCUGAUCUCGUAUAGAUUUGUUGGCCCUUGAAGUGUGUGCCUACUAAUAUCGGUAUAUUUAAUGCCGCCAAAAAAUGUGCCUAUCAUUGUCUAGUGAGUUGUAGGAGGGCGCACUGCGAAUAAAACGCGCGUACGCCACGCGCACGCCGCCCUCUCUACGUACCUACAAGUGUGGGGUAGUCGAUAAAAAGGCAACUCAUUUUAUUCGUAGUCCUAGGGAGACUGCAAGGGCAACUUGCGUUGCAGGACGGCUUGACGACCAGCUAGAGAGUUGCCAGGAGCACUUCCCGUACCAGUAGAGGAGUCGCAGCCAGCGACGAGCACUGGGAACGGACGGAGUCGCCGCCAGCGACAGGGAGACGCAGCCCGAGUCAGUUAAGGAGACCGCAGCCAGCGGUCAGGAAGCGCAAGGAGCGGUAAGCACGCGGCUGAGUGGAGGGGAAGCCAACCAUACAGCAAUGCGAGCGGAUCAGCAGCCAGCGAUUAGUGAAGCAGCUGCGAGUUCAGAACCGGAGAUGAGCGAUCCCCUCACGUCGGACCCUUUGAAAAGGAUUGCGGUGUUGGAGGAGGAACUGAAGCAGGUGAGCCCUCAACUAAAGGUGUCGGGCCGGUCCCACAUAGCUGUGUCGGUGCGAGCAGUGCCUGCCUGCCUGUAUUUGGAGGGCAGCCCGAGGAGUAGCCGAUCUUUAACUGUGCGUUUAAGGAUGAAGCACGCCAGACAGUGAAGUUGCUGCUGAUUCACCCUGGGAACGUCAGCGCCGUGAUGGUGCAGCUGCGGUUUAGGUUUGACCGCCCGGAGCAGCUUAUACGCAGCCAGCUAAACAGCCUGUCUAUGUGGACAGUUUCGCUACAGAGGGUGAAGCUAUCAGUGUAUCUACCCGAGUGUAGGAGAUACAUGCGGAGGCUGGAUUCGAAUAAUGCCAGUUUUCAUCCAGCUCACCCAUUGUGGAAGCGGCGUUGGGACCACCUGGACAAGUCAAGAGCGCCAGCUGGGGUGAGGCUGAGCAGAAGAUCCUUGGAAUGCGCUGGCAGGUAGCCACGGACGACUUCAAAUUCAACGAGGAGUAUCACCGAGUGCCAAGUAGCGUCCUAAGUGGAGAUCGAGUCCCUACAAAGAGGGAGUAAUGAGCCUGCUGAUGUCAACGUUCCACCCAUUGAGAUUCCGGUUCUGCCUGAUGAUUACAGCGAAGCUGUUGUUGAGAAAGAUCUGUAGGCAGAAGAUCCAGUGGGACGAACCACUACCGGAGGAGAUAGGCAAAGCCUUUGCGGGCUGGCGCAGGGAGUCGGACGCCGUGGGACAGUUCUGAUGCUCUCGUCACUAUUUUGGGCUUGGAGCAGUUUGGACCAUCGAGUUGCACGUGAUGAACACUGUCUAGGAAGAGCAAAGUGAGGACAUCAGAGAGACGGUGUUGUGGACGAACUCAAAAACGGUGUUGAGAUGGACAAGGAGUUUGUUGGCAACCUAAUGGCGGCGAUUUUGGAGUGGUUGAAAGUUACCCAGUGGCGAUGGGUACCUACAACUGACAACGCAGCGGAUGAUGCGACGCGGUCGCAGAAUAAGGCGGACCUUAGGCCGGAAUCACGUUGUCUAAGCGGACCCGCAUUUUUGAGGCAGCCAUCGAACGUCUGGCCGGUGCCUGAGGAGGGAACCGAGCGUGUUCCACAUGCGCCUGAUGAAGAGGAGUUGCCCAGUGAGUUUGCAUUGAUGGCCACAAAUGAUUUCGCCAUUGCGAUCCAGAGAUUCUCGAGCUUCAGUCGCCUGGUGAGGACCACAGCCUGGGUCUUGAGGUUUGCAGACAGGCCCAAUGGGAAUCGUUCCCCGGCGAGAUGAGGUCGGCGGAAUGCGGAAAGGACGUCGCCAACUCGAGUGAGAUUUGAUGUCUGGCGCCUUACGUGGUUGAAAACGGAGUUCUGCGAGUUCAUGGCAGAGUUGAUGCCGCGCUGUGUAUGCCGUUUAGUGCGAAGAGGCCCUUAAUAUUGUCACACAGGCACAGAAUUACGGAAUUUAUUGUGAGCCACUUUCACGACCAGAUGAGGCAUCAAAACGUGGAUGCGACGAUUGCCCAGAUCCAGACGAGAUUCUGGGUCACGAAGAUGAGACGAGUGGUGAAGGAAGUAAUUUCGUCGUGCAACGAGUGCAAGUUGCAGCGAACGCGGCCGAUGCCGCCGAUAAUGGGACCGCUUCCAGAGGACCGACUGGAUGCGGGGGGAUAGCUAUUCAAGUUCACUGGAUUGGACUACUUUGAGCCACUGCUGCUGACUGUAUCCCAGAGAGAAGAGUUGGGUCGCCUUGUUCACGUGCUUGACGGACAGUUCGGUUCAUUUGGAGCUGGCGCAGAAGCAUCGAAUGGGUUUUCAAUUGCUUGUAUAGGAGCGGAUGUUACAGUUCGUCAAACGAGUGCUGCGUCAUAACCUGAAGGAAGUCGCAGUAGGCUCGCCGGGACAUGUCCGAGCGCAAAAGAUUUUUGUUUUUUUCUGCCGAAAGCUGUAUGCUGCUGUCGUCGUCAGCAGAUAAUUCGAAACAGCGUAGAAGAGUGCCGAUAAAAGCGGUACCCUCUCUUUCUGUGUCUUAUAAUCUGCCUGCCCGCGGGUCUCAGAGAGACAACAUUCAGCGGAUCCUUUUGUUUGCGCUUCACCGUAUGUUCAAAAAAAAAACCAAAAGAAAAGAGAAGCAGCAGCUGUUUAAAUUACACGCUGCGACACUUUUUAAUUUAAUAAUAAAAAAUAUAUUUUUUUGAAAAAAAAUUAAGUCAAGUUGUGCAAGAUGUUGUGCGUUAAUCCACGUUUAACUUAGGUCCCUUUUUAAUAUUUUUUUUAAGGUUUUACAACAUAACCUAGAAAAUUCAGGUUCUGUUACCCGAAGGUAGCGUGAUAAAAUGUUUUAUGCCAAUCAAAAUCCCGCAAAGGGUUUCACACAGUUCGAAAAGAUAAAUAUACAAGUAUACAAUAAACACAUUUCUUUAAACA
Messenger RNA from Drosophila biarmipes, 3359 nucleotides. RefSeq lists its product as uncharacterized. Bases 1831 to 2223 code for a protein of 130 amino acids. The record is from RefSeq and is a predicted model, not a curated record. Lineage: Eukaryota; Metazoa; Arthropoda; Insecta; Diptera; Drosophilidae. The transcript is spliced from 2 exons.